GAUGGCGCUGACGGUACGAUGUGUAGGAAAAUAAAAACGACACACAUAACCAUACUAUCUUUUCAUCAAACUUAAUCAAGAUUGUUUACAUUAGUUAAAGUUUAAUUUUUAACGAUAAUAACGUAAAAUGGUUUGCGACAAGUGCGAAAAGAAACUCGGGAAAGUUAUCACACCAGAUCCAUGGAAAUCCGGCGCUCGAAAUACUACAGACGGUGGUGGACGUAAAGUAAACGAGAAUAAAGCCCUCACAGCUGCCAAAAACAGAUUCAAUCCCUACACAACAAAAUUCGAGAUAUGCAAAAUAUGCAAACAGAAGGUGCAUCAAGUUGGUUCACAUUACUGUCAAUCAUGUGCAUAUAAAAAAGGCAUUUGUGCCAUGUGUGGCAAGAAAUUAUUAAGCACCAAAAACUACAGACAAUCAUCUGCUUAAUUCUGAACACAGACUUUUAUUAUUUAUAGUUUAAUUUCACUAACCAAGUGUACAAUUAAUUAUAAGGACUACUACAGUAAUUUAGUGUAAUGUGUAAAUAAUAUAUUUAAGUGAAUUGCAUAUGAUACUUCUGUGGUAAGGUAUUUAAUAAUUUUUGGUUAAGAAAUAUUUUAAAGUAGCAAGACAAAGUUAGUAAUAUGCAAUUAUUUGCUUCACUUGUGAGUAAAUAUUAAAGUUAGUUUGUGAAAUAUAAAUUUGUUGUUUAAAAUAAAUUACAAUCUCAUGGUA
Messenger RNA from Dalotia coriaria, 718 nucleotides. Its product is annotated as cysteine-rich PDZ-binding protein. The coding region runs from base 128 to 430 and encodes 100 amino acids. Gene Ontology annotation, biological process: cytoplasmic microtubule organization. Lineage: Eukaryota; Metazoa; Arthropoda; Insecta; Coleoptera; Staphylinidae. Gene Ontology annotation, cellular component: dendrite. The transcript has 2 exons. The record is from RefSeq and is a predicted model, not a curated record. Gene Ontology annotation, molecular function: microtubule binding; PDZ domain binding.